This is a messenger RNA of Lepisosteus oculatus (spotted gar), 750 nucleotides long. The record is from RefSeq and is a predicted model, not a curated record. NCBI's taxonomy places the organism in Eukaryota, Metazoa, Chordata, Actinopteri, Semionotiformes, Lepisosteidae.
UCAGAGUCAGAGGAUGGGGCAGAAGAGGAGGGCAGUGACCUCCGUCGCCAUGUCUUCAGCUGCGGAAAGGGCCUGGAGCAAUUCAAGACUUUUUUACAGGGAACCCCUGGGGAGAAGCACUUGAGUCUGUGGAUGGACAUUGAAAGGCUAAAGAUCAUUAUGGAUACAGAGAAGAGAAACAGACAUCUUUAUCGCAUGAGGAGCCGAUACAUGCUAAGCAGCGGGCAGAGUUACCUGAACACAGAGCUAUUGUCCCGACUGGCCCUGUCACAGGCUUCCUGCUGGAUGGAGAAGCACCUGCAGCAAAUCCAGCCCAAGAUCACUGAGCCUUUGCUACUAUACUGGGGUCCGAGGUUUUGUUUGGCUCACGCAUCUCCUAGAGAAAAGGUGGCCGCCAAGCUCAGGCUGUGGCGAGAGCGUCAGUUGCGACCCCCCUUGAAUAUUGACCCCCACCCACGGACCGUCACCCUGCUGCCUCUCAGGCCCAAGUCCUGUGUGCCCAGGAUCGGUCCUCAGAAGCCCGACCCAGCGAGGUCCUCAGUGAGGUGCAGUCGAUCUGAGCUUGUGUCUCCGAAGCCCAGGAUAAUGCUACCUGCCUCUUUGCAGCCCAGACUGAGCUCCCUUGGGCCUGUGCCCAGUAAAACUGCUCCCACGCUGGCUGGAACGCUCAGGAGGAGGUCAGGAGACGGGAAAUGUGAUAUUUAUCAGCUAGAAAACGCAUAAAACGGUACCUGAUUCAGAACAAGGGAG